Molecule: messenger RNA, 2277 nt
Organism: Microstroma glucosiphilum
Lineage: Eukaryota; Fungi; Basidiomycota; Exobasidiomycetes; Microstromatales; Microstromataceae
Product: kinase-like protein
Exons: 2
Coding region: 131-1903 (590 amino acids)
Biological process (GO): protein phosphorylation
Molecular function (GO): protein serine/threonine kinase activator activity; protein kinase activity; ATP binding
Source: RefSeq, a predicted model, not a curated record
CUGGUCACCAUCUCCAUCACAAGAGCGCUUUCCCCAGCAGCCAUGGACAGCAUACACUCGCCUUCAGUACCUUUCUCCCCAUGGUGAUCAGUCAGAGAACAAACCCAGGUAGUCACACGCCUUAGACAAUAUGCUCGGCCGCACCAAAGCCGCCCUGGGCCUGGCCGGGUCAACCGCCAGUGGAUCCUCCUCGUCCUCUAGCAGCAGCGAGAGUCGGCUCGGCGUACCCCAACCCAAUGGCAGCAGGUCGUCCACACCAUCCACGGCUACCAGGAGGCCCUUAUCGCGGUCCAAUUCGGCAUCGCAUCGGUAUACCUCUUCGCCGCAGAGGGCAGCCAAUCACAUUGGAUCAGUCGUGGAUGACUGGCCCAUGUACUCAUCACAGCCAGAGGACUACAUCCUAGGCGAUGUCAUCGGGCACGGAGCAUCCUCGACUGUCUACCAAGCCGCCUUCCAGCCCUUGAAUGGUAGAGCAUGUGCAGUCAAGGUCAUCGACCUCGAAGCCUUUGGGAGGGACACCGACGAGCUCAGGCGAGAAACACAGCUCAUGUCCUUGUCCAAGCACCCAAAUGUUCUCCGUGUCCGAGGCUGCUGGGUCCAGGAAACAAAGCUCCACAUCGCUACUCGAUUGAUGAGCUCGGGUUCCAUGCUGGACAUCAUGCGCUUUGCUCACACUGACGGAUUUCACGAGGACGUCAUCUGCACAGUGCUCAAGCAGGCACUGCAAGGACUCGACUACCUACACGUCAAUGGCUGGCUGCACAGGGACCUCAAAGCUGCCAAUCUACUCGUAGACGAAGACGGUACGGUCCUCUUGGGCGAUUUUGGCGUAGGCGUCUGGGUUGGAGAGGGUCGCUCGAUAGGCCGAAGCGGCAGUGUGGGCGGCAAACGCAAGUCCUUUGUAGGAACGCCGUGCUGGAUGGCCCCCGAGGUCAUCUCUCGCCGAGACUACAGUUCCAAAGCCGACAUUUGGUCUUUCGGUAUCACCGCUUUGGAGCUCUCGCAGGGUCAUGCUCCUCACUCCCGUCUCCCUCCAGUAAAAGUUCUGAUGAAGACGCUCGAUGAGGAGUCUCCCAGAUUGGACAUGGUUGGAGGAGCCCACCGCUACUCCAAAACCUUCGCAGAUUUUGUCGAUCUUUGUCUACAAAAGGAACCGGACAAGCGGCCAUCGGCUGCAGUUCUCCUCAAGCACCCCUUCUUCAAGCAUGCAAAGCCUCAGAAAUACCUGAUCAAUGCGAUUCUAGCAGAUCUGCCACCCCUAAGCGAGCGGCAGGAAAGAUUCAAGAAGAGGGCCAUGAGCAUACAGACUUCUCGCUAUCUUCAGAGCUGGGACUUCAACGUCGAAUCUCCAACGACCAGCCCCUCUGUCGGCAGGAUGCUGAACCUUACCGCCUCCGCAGGCAGUGGAAGCUUCGACCCCUUCUCGGGCUUCGAAGGGAGCGUCAGCAGCCCUGGCCCUGCCAGUGCACGUAGUAGCAGGAUAGCUCCGCGGCGCGUGAGGAUGCAAUCUUCUUCUAGCUCCACUGGGGCGACGGGCGAAUCUGCUCCACUGGCUCCUACCUCUGGAGGCGGGAUUGUGAAGAAGAUAUUGAGCAUAGACGGCGAGCAUGCGAUUGUCGUCGAAGACGAGGAUGGGCUCGAGGACAGUCACCCGGACUUUCACGAUAGCGAAAAUGUCCAAGAGGCCGACGAGGCACUGGCUAGUGGCACGUCUGCUCUCGCUUUGAACUUCGCGAUGCCUGCCUCUUCUCCGGAGGACGCCGCAGGCUCCUCGACAGGGCAUGUUGAAGGCACACGAAGCGCCAUGACAUCCUCGCCUUUAGGAGAUAGAGCAGAGCCGAAUCACCAUCCAGAAGAGCACCACAUGGAAGGGUCACCAGGCCGAAAACUACGUAUAGCGUGAGCAUCUUGGGAGUGUCCGAUGUGAGGAGUCUCGGUCGGACGGUAUCGUGUCGGACUUCUUCUACCCUAACCUCGGAGGAGUGGAAGGUCAUAUCUCGGAAAUAUCUGCCCUCCUGGUUGCGCCCCCAUUCAACCACCAUGUGGUCAUCAUCACCCACGCCUACGCUCCAUCGCGCAUUGGCGUGCGUCAUCUCUCGACUGGCGUGACGGUGUACUACCUCCCGCUGAAAGUGAUAGCCUCGCAGGCCACGCUUCCGAACUUCUUCACCUCACACCCACUCCUUCGGUAUAUCUUCAUCCGGGAACGCAUCCAGCUGGUGCACGCCCACCAAGCCCUCAGCUCGCUCGCCCACGAAGCUCUCUUCCACGCCAGGG